GCAGGAAAAAAGCACGAGCAUUUUAAAUUGGAGCGUGUUGCUUUGAGCAUGUUGAUUGCGGGUCCCGCUCUGUGGCUACUCGGGUCGAUCCACAACUCGUGCCAGGUGUACGAGAGGGCGGGCGGGCACGUACAGGUCUUGCAGCAGAGUGUUCUUAUCCCGUUUCUAAUGUCGAGCCUCUUGUUUCUCGUGGGUUCAGUUCUCAACAGUCGAGAACAAGUCGGGCAUGGUCACCAUGGCUUGAAGUUGUUG
Messenger RNA from Striga hermonthica, 252 nucleotides. NCBI's taxonomy places the organism in Eukaryota, Viridiplantae, Streptophyta, Magnoliopsida, Lamiales, Orobanchaceae. The record is from the annotation of a GenBank genome assembly.